Messenger RNA from Theobroma cacao (cacao), 771 nucleotides. RefSeq names its product putative invertase inhibitor. The record is from RefSeq and is a predicted model, not a curated record. NCBI's taxonomy places the organism in Eukaryota, Viridiplantae, Streptophyta, Magnoliopsida, Malvales, Malvaceae. Gene Ontology annotation, molecular function: enzyme inhibitor activity.
AUCAUUAUCAAAGCUUGCAUGAUUCUAUAUAUAUACAUUUUGUUGCAGUAACAAGAUUGACAACAAACAACACCAAGAAAAUUAAAAAUGCAGCAUGUCUCUUUCUCAUCAUUUUGCUUCUUCUUCUUCUUCUUUUUGUUUUUCUUUAUCUUUUUAUUGACUCCUAAUGAUGAAGUCUCCGCAACAAGCGCGUUGUCUGUAGAUAUAAUCAACAAAACCUGUAAAACAUGCUCAGACAGAUCCUCUGUCGUCAACUAUACCUUCUGCUCGGCAUCACUCCAGGAAAUUCCUGUCAGCCAUGUGACAAACCUUCAAGGUCUAGCAAUAGUUGCAAUGGAGCUAGCUUUACAAAAUGCGACCAACACGCUUUCAAUCAUUAAAGAGUUAGUGAACAACGAAACCUUGGGUCCUUCAUCUUUGGCUUGCUUGAGCGAUUGCUCACUGCUUUACUCUGAUGGGGUUGUAACACUGGUGGAUACCGUUGGAGCAUUUUUGACAGGGCAGUACGGAAAUGCUGAUGCCUGGGUUAGUGCGGUAAUGCAAGGAACGGCAACGUGUGAGGAAGGGUUUCAAGAUAUGGAGUUAGUGUCCCCACUGACAAAAGAGAAUUACAGUCUUUUCCAGUUAUGUGAUGUUCUUUUAUGCAUCAUGAACUUACUUGAUUCAGAUGUAAAAUCUUAACUCUUUUCUUUUCUGUUUUGAUAGAAAAACCUUAACUGUUAAGUCUCAUUGAACUCGAAAUUCUUUUUUCCGUGUUUCUUGGCUGAUUUA